Symbiodinium sp. CCMP2456 is the source of this 772-nucleotide messenger RNA. Lineage: Eukaryota; Dinophyceae; Suessiales; Symbiodiniaceae. The record is from the annotation of a GenBank genome assembly.
GCCAAAGAGCCUCUCCAAAGUACAGCAGGCACGGUUGGCGACUCGUGAGCAAGUUCAAGCCGUGCUCCAUUCGUUGGAGCUGCUGGAAGUUGAGCUGAAGCCGGGCAUAGUUGGGUACCCAAGUGCCAACCCGAAGAAAGGCACUCAGCGACUGUAUCACGAUGGCAAGCCUUUUCUGUAUGAUAUGGAGAAGGGCGACGGUUUAUGGAUGGAGCUUGAAGCGGAUGACCGAGUCCGCAUCAUUUUGAACCCUGAUGAAGGGUCGCCGCUUUUCGCGGGGUUUCAGUUCCUGGCGAAUGCGAUGUUGCCUGUGGCUUUCCGGCGGGACGAGUUGAAUGUUUGGUCUGACUUCCUGGCUGAUGCGGGCUCGGAAAGCUCCUUGGGCUACGAACAAGAUAGGAAUGGAUUCUCCCCGUCAGGAGACGAACGCCUCGACUUCGACAGGACAGUUCAGAUCUUGCAGUCGAUGACGGGGAGAGUGCUCAGCAAGCACUCGCAGGGCCGUUGGCUGUCGUGGGGAUUUUCGGCCCAGUCUUUCACGAAAAAAUACACGGCGACUCUCCUGGCCGUCAUGUGGACGGGCAUGGAGGAGGGCCGCAACCCGUUCGUCGAGGAGAAGACCAACCAGGACCGCUCCUACGACCGUGUCCUCGACUUGUGUGUCAAGGCAGGCUCUCUUGGUAUGCGACAACGCAGUCUUCAAUCUUCUGUCGUCAGGCCUUGUUGGAUGAAGAGGCUCACAGCUUGUUUCAGUCCGUGGCUGAAAUGGUGA